UUGUUUUCAUGCCCCCUCCGCCCGUAUCAGGCAAGCUGGCGUUCUCCGAGCUGCCAGCAGCUGCGAUGUGCUCGUACUCGGUGUCGCGCAGGUUUGCGAAAGCCGCCGCGAACGCUUCGUGAAUCGUGACAGUGUGUGCGUUUUUGCGUGUGCUACGACCGAGCGUUUUGGCCAACGGAAAGCGCUAGCUGCACCGGGCGACGACCAUGGGACGACGACGUGCGCCUGGCCGAUCUACGCACAGUCGCUACGCACUACAGCGUCGCUUACCUGCGGUUGGAAACGCCGAAAGAACAACCACACCUGCACGCGUGUAGCCGUAGCAGUCCUGGCGUAAGACAGAGGAGCGCUCCGUCAGAAGCCUUCAGUCGGGCACCUGCCGUCUGCAGCCAAGCCGAGCCAUGAGCGUGUACAACGUGCGAUCGUCGCAGACGGUCGCCACCGCCUACUUCAGCCUCGACGCAGCCGCUCGGGCCUGCCUUGAUCCAUUCGUGCCAAUCUUCCUGCGUCACCACGGGCUGACCGCGCUGCAGGCGGGCGUCGUGCUUUCCGUGGCCGCCAUCUUGUCCGGGCUGUUCGUUCCCGCCGCACUGUGGCUCCCCAGGUGGCGCCGCAACAGCUGGCGCUCCGUACUUCUGGCCAGCAGCGUUGUCUCAAUCGUCUGCUACCUGUCACUGCUGGCAAUACCGCCGACAACUUCCGGCGGAGGCGAGUGGGUUUCGCCGUGUCGAGUGUCCGAGCCGACGUCGUCUUCGUCGGCGCGCGGCACGCAUACAGGCAGCGUCGUUAGUUCGACUGGCGGAUCGAUACCUUCGAUACCGGUGGGAGGACAUGUCAACGGUCAAGACGCUCAGCAUAGUGGUGGUGACAAUAUGCAGGGAGAAGCGAAGAAUGGUAGCUGGAGGCCGCUUCCAGCGCCCUCUCCGACCUAUGAGCAACUGCCCACGGCUGUGCCUCUAGUUGCCGAUCCAGCCUUCCUUCUGUCUUCGCGUGGGGUGACGGCCGCAGAAGGACGAUUGCACUUGCGAGUUCGCAGGGCACCGAAUGUGUCGCAAGAAGAAAGUGAUGCGGUCGCAGCUGCAAUGACUCUGGAACCUCCAGGUCCCGCGUCUCCUCCUCUCGCAGAGAACGCAUCUAAGGACAUGAUGCAUCCUCUCGACGAAGUUUCUAUGCUGACCAAGGACAAGAAGGGCAUGCCUCUAGUGCCCGCAGACCCGGAUUGUCAGGGUGACGAGACGAGCUCGGACUGCCCCGAGGUGACCCACGUCGCGGAAGGCGACGACACCGACGACGGCUUGCGAAUGAGCAGCGCCGACCCAUUCCUAGACAAUGCCGAGCUGCUGCUCCUGGCCUCGGCCGUCGUGCUCGGUGGCUCCACGUUUGCCCUGGCCAAGUUUGUUGCGGACGAGUCGUACUUCGCCUUCCUAGACGAGAUCGACGCCACCGAGAAGUCUCGCAGCCACGAGACAUACGCGGCAGUCGUCACCGCCCUCGUGCUGGGUGCCGUCGCCAUCUUGGCCGCCCAGGCGCCCUGCCUACCGCUGCCCACGUGGGGUUUCCAGGAGGUCUACCUCGCCGCCUUCGGGACGCUCGUGUUCGCCUCGCUCCCGCUGGCCGCCUUCUUUCCCGAGCCGCACCAGCCGCUGCGUCGCCAGGCGACCUCGGGGGCUUGCCGCGGCGUUGGGACAGUUCUCAAGAACCUCGAGGGAGCCCUGAUCGUUGGCGGCCUCUUCUUCCUGGGAGUCCUGGCGGGCCUGGAGCAGGCUUUCUUCAUGUGGCAUCUGGAGGAGACCGGCAAAAAGGUUGAGCUCGGCGUCGUGCUUAUGGCCAGGGCGGUGUCCAACGUUGCCUCGCUGUUCCUUCUGUGCGCCGGCGGUCUGCCCAGUCGCCUACUGGCUUGGCUUGCCUUCGGCAUCGUCUGCGUCGCGGCCCGGUGUGCCUGUUACGUGCAGUCCGGCUGGGAGCUGGCAGCCGUGGCUCAGCUUCUGUCCCCGCCUUCGACCGUGCUCGUGUGGAUCGCCUGCGAGCGGUGGGCGCGCCGCUCGUCGACGAGAGUUAGCACCGAGCGCGGUCUGCUGGUCGUCAUGCGCUGCUGCCACUACGGUUUGGGAUUUUGCGUCGGCGCCCUGUCUGGAGGCGGCGUUGCCGCUUGGCUGGGCGUACGCACCACGCUGGGUGCGGGCGCGGUAGUCGGGAUCGUCGGCGGACUGGCCAUGCUGGCCGCGAGCCGGUUCGUGUCCGCCCGCCCGCCCAGCUACGACCGGCUGCUGUGGGACCCGACAAGCGCCAACUCGGACAGCGAGUCCGAGGAAGAGCCCAAGAUGGCUGGCGAUGCCGGUGUACCUAUUGCAGUGUCGCCUGUGGCGUCGUGAUCGCUUUUUUUUUUCGCCUGGAUUUUGACGGAGCCGCAAACGGACGUUGACGUUCUUCUUGGAAAAGAAUGUGGGGUGUUGCAUGUGUACGCGUGAUUUUUUUUAUCGCGAGAUUCAAGCACUUUGUGGUCAAGGUGUGAAAAGACAGGGUUGUCAGUUGUAAAGGUGGAGCAUGAACACUCUAGUCGUCUUAUACCGCAUUACCGAACACGUCACAGCUUCUCUGCUUCGUGGCACCGCUGCAUACAACACGCGGAUAUCCGUCUGUCGCGGUGUCCACAGACGAUUCAAAGUAAUGACACCAUCAAGUUUUGCACACGUGGAUAUCGUUCUCUAGCUGUGUCCACAGAUGUGUCAAAAUUAAUGACACCAUCAAAAGUUUGCCGCACAAUAACCACUAGGUUUGUACAUGUGGCAUAGUGAUGCACAAUCACGUUGCCGGAACCAAGGCCCUCUGACUCAGUAAAGUCUGAUCGUGGUGCUGGUUUUUGCGAUGAAGGGUUCUUUGCUGUUUAAUAACUGUUGAGAAACGGGAAUGCGUGUUCACUUGUGGUUGUGUUGGUUGGGCCCACGUCACACAUUCAGUUUUUCCCAAACAUUCGUCAAAUAUGUUUCUCUUUACUCUUUGUUCUUUCCGCUUUCUAAAACGCGUGCACAUUUUGAAAGUUCAUACUCAUCUCACACUUGGAACAUGUGCCACCAUAUGCCCAUGGUUGGUUUAUUGUGUGAAUUAGUAUGUGCUUCUGGCAUUGGAUAUCGCUGAAAUUUGCCGAACAUUUGAGCGCUGGAACUUGAACCUCAUUCUAAGCUUACGUCACCUACUGCUUCCUAAUUUAUAGAUGGGAUGCUAGCUUUUAUGGCACCAACAGUUUUCUUUAGCUUAGUGAAUAGUUUGAGAAUGUAAUAAUAUACAAAGCCCGCUUUAGCGCUCGUACAGGGAAGCCCCCUUUUGCAACCGCUUUUCCGUCAUGUGAAGUAUACACUGUUGAAUUAUUCUAGUCUAGCCCACUAGUUGAGCCAAAGAACACACACCAUAUAUGUGUGUAUGUAUAGCAAUGCUGCAUUUCGAUUAUGCGGGCUGAAGACUGCAUUUACAACACUGAAGUGAGACUUGGAUGCAUAAUUUCUGUGAACAGACCGUUGUACAUUGCCUCCAUCUCGCGUGCAUAGUGUCAUCCCGCAUGCGUGUUGUCUUGAGCGCAUGUGGCAAAAGAACCUUGUGAUCAUGGUGGAUGAUGAAGGAAGCCAGAAUGAGUUCUUAGAGAACUCCGUUAUGAGAAAACACCAAGUGCCUUUCCAGAGACUGCUCUUAUGCCCACCAUGCGCACAAGUCAAUUGCGUCACAAGUGUUUCUCCUUCUAGUCAAGAGUCUAGUUCCUCCUAUUUUCAAUAGUACCUGCAAGUACCUGUGCAGAGUACUUGAUGGCAGUGUUGCUGUGCAUACUGUUUUCGUUCUUAUGUAAAAUAAAGCGUUGCGUGAAAGCAAAGAAACA
Molecule: messenger RNA, 3865 nt
Organism: Dermacentor silvarum
Lineage: Eukaryota; Metazoa; Arthropoda; Arachnida; Ixodida; Ixodidae
Exons: 2
Coding region: 402-2372 (656 amino acids)
Cellular component (GO): membrane
Source: RefSeq, a predicted model, not a curated record